Messenger RNA from Magallana angulata, 3264 nucleotides. RefSeq names its product innexin unc-9-like. Lineage: Eukaryota; Metazoa; Mollusca; Bivalvia; Ostreida; Ostreidae. The transcript is spliced from 3 exons. The record is from RefSeq and is a predicted model, not a curated record. Bases 626 to 1966 code for a protein of 446 amino acids.
UAAAGAAAAUACGUAUUGUGUUUAGAAUUUAAAUUAACAAAGAAGGAACAAUCGUGCACCCCUCGGUGGCGAUUUGCCAGCGUAUUAAGUCCGCGCAGAGCAGUGUAUUCCAAAUUUGUCAUAUUCAUAUGUAAUAGAAUUUAAAAAUCUACAUUCAUAGACUCUGAAAAAUCCUGCCGUAUUAGCGGCUUCGGCGAUACACGAGAGCCGUGUGUUUUUUAUUCGAACUCACCGAAGUUAGUUGUGACUGUAGGGGAGAAGCUCCGUGAUCUUCCGACUUCAGGAUUUUACUCUGAGAAUCUCCAACAUGUCCCCUGAACUGACAGUGCCUCAAAGUUAUAUUAUAUCUCUCCUGAAAUACUUCAACAAAUUCAAGUCUGGAUAGCUCUAUAUUCUGGCAACGUUUGAAUAAGGAAUUUUACUCGUGGAGAUUUUUAUAUAUGAGUUUAUACUCUUGAGUUGUUGAUACUUUUCUUUGAACUUGUGAGGAGACGUUUCAGCCACCAUGGGAAACGGGCUCUGUGUAGAAACGGGCAGUUCCAUGACAGUCUUUGACUGGGGAUUCUAGCCUGUGUUGUGGUAUCCUACUUCUUGUGAGUUUUUGCGUUGGUAAACCGAGUAAAACAUGUCGACCGCGGCCUCAGUUCUGGAUAAAUUUAUCGGCCGGAAGCCGCCACCACCGCCCCCGCCAGAUCCGCCCCCGGACCCACCACCACAAGACCCAAAUCAACCAAAGAUGGACCAUGUCCUCGGAACCGUUCAGGCACAAGUUGGUCUACGAACAAUCUAUGAUGACGAUUUCAUUGACAGACUCAACCAUUACUACACUGUAAUACUAUUAAUAGUAUUCACGGUGAUAGUGAGUACAAACCAGUACGUGGGGGACCCUAUAGAAUGCUGGUGCCCCGCGGACUUCACGGAGAACCGCGUGGACUAUACUAAUUUUGUGUGCUGGGUCAGUAACACGUACUACAUCCCAAUGCAGAACCAAAUUCCGGUGAACGUUGACAAUCGUCGACAGAAGGAGCUGACAUAUUAUCAGUGGGUCCCAAUUAUCCUCCUUAUCCUUGCUUUACUCUUCAAAAUGCCUCGAAUGGUGUGGAAAGUUCUCUCGGCUUCCAGUGGGAUCAGUAUGGAUAAGCUUGGGAAUCUGGCCAAAGAAACUCAGUACAUUAGUCCAGAAGACAGGGAGAAAAAGCUGAAUCACAUCGUGAAGUACCUUGACCAAUGGUUGAGUGGUGUACAGCACUACCGAGCAGGGAUGUGCGUAAAAUUACGAGAAAGCGCCAGCAAGUUUGCGUGCUGCUUCUGCGGCCGUCAUUUUGGAAACUAUCUGGUCACGUGCGUUCUUUUCAUAAAGUUACUGUACUUAGUAAACGCUAUAUCACAACUGUACAUACUGAACGCGUUUCUCGGGACUGACUACAGUGUCUAUGGAAUCGAAGUUCUGACGUCACUGUACAAUGGCGAAGAUUGGACUUACUCGCCGAGGUUUCCUCGCGUUACAUUGUGUGAUUUUGAGAUUCGCCAAAUGACAAAUCUACAACGAUGGACAGUUCAAUGCGUUUUGCCUAUCAAUCUCUUCAAUGAGAAAAUCUUCAUCUUCCUUUGGUUUUGGCACGUUUUGCUGGCCUUCCUCAGCGCGUUUAGUUUAGUUGUUAGCGCGUACGCUUUCAUGUUUCCGCAGCACCGUAAAUCGUACAUCCGCAAGUACCUUCUCCUCAACAAACUGUACAAAACAGGCAGGAUGGCAAGCGAGAGAGAAAAGAAGAUGGUUCGUCGGUUUGUGGACAACUACCUACGUCACGAUGGAUGCUAUGUCUUGCGAGUGUUCAGUAACAAUGCUAAUGACGUCAUCACAUCUGAAAUCAUUAAAUAUCUUUAUCAGGACUAUGUAAAAGAGAAAGAGCAGAGGGAAAACAAAGACGUGGACACAAAUGGUUUAAUGGAGGAUAGCCAAAAAUAGGUCUUAAAUACACGAAGACCUAGAAAUGUCCAAAAAUAAUGACAUGUUAAUUCUGAAACAUGCUUGUUGCCAAAAAUAUUCAUUACCAAAGGACUCUAAAUAGCCAGCACCUUAUAUUGGUUAUGGUUUCUUGCGCUGAGAGAGUAUGCACGCACUUGAUGUGAAUCGACGUCUUUCAGCGUAUUUGUUUUAAUACUGAUAUUGAAAAUCUAAUGAAUAUCACUGCUUAACACCAAGGUGUUACACAGAAAUGAUCUCUCUGUCCGCAGUAAUUUAUGUUUUUAUGUUUUCUUUCUGUUUUCUUGCGUUUUCGUUUAACUUGUUAAGGUUUGUUUGCUUUUUGUUUGUUUUGUCCGGUUCAUUCCAGUUUCAACGUCACCCGUCACCCUUGAAAUAUAAAUAUCUGUGAUACUGCGAUAUAGAUUAUGUAGAUUUUUUUCUCUUAAAAAGAUCACCUCUCUCUUUUUCUCUUUCUCCUUCACUCGGCGUACAGUUUCAUUAUUACUUUCACACGAUGUGUUAAUGUUUUGCAUAAUUUGAUGUUGUAGUUAGCGGUAGAGGAGGGUAAGUGGGAUUGGGCAAUUCUAAUUAACCCACCUAAAUGUCUUAACUUGGAGUCAAGUACUGACCUUAAUCAAUUCACGCGGAAGAUUGGGUGUUUUGUAUGUAAUGAUAUUUAAAAUCCCUUUGUUCCUCCAGUUAGGGCUUCUUUACAAAAGAUUAGAACUAGACAAAAAAAUCUGGUUAACCCGGGAAUGGUCACGCUAAUGCACGCCCCUUGUGGGGUUUAGGUGGCAUUUAAUUGCUCCUAAUGUGUUUUGUCUUCUGGGUUUUGAUUUGUAAUUUAAGAUUUCGUAGAUAAUUGGCAAGAAGAUGAAAUACUUAUGCAUUAUUGGGAGGGCCAGACAUAGACUUUCAACAUUUUUUGAAUUGUUUUAUCUUCUAUAUUUUCUAUGAAAAUAAUGUCAUGUAUUUUCUUCGAAUGAUUCACAUCAAUACAUGACACAAGAUUAAUAAAACUUUGCGGUUUAGUAUUUUGUUUCUUUAAGAUCAGACAUUUGGUUCAUGCUUUAUUGUUGUAAAUAAGUUUCAUUCAAAAUGUACAUGCUUUUUACUGACGCAAAUAUUCAUUUUCAUUAUGAUAAUUCUAAUAUUUCGUGUUUGUUUUUAAUGAAUACAAGCGACAUGGCUGUGUUUUUAUUUUAACUCCAACAUAAUGUGACGAUGACUACGAUGAAAGUGAUGAUGAGGUUGUGUUAUUUUUAUACAAAGAGAGGAUAUAAAAGUACAAAACUAAU